GAAGCGCAGUUAGGGCGGGAGCUGCUGGAAUAAGAAGACUUAUUUUUUCCUGGUAACCAUACCAUCAAAAUCAUCUGUUCACAAAAACAGUAUUUUACAGCCUCUUUACCCAGAACACCUGAGAAGCGAGAGAAUAUGAGAUUCAACAUUUAUGACAAUAUUUUAUGGGAAAUCAUUAUACUAUUGUUCAGUGCCCUAUUUAUAUUGAACUGGUGGGCUCAUGGCUACUGGAAAAGAAGGAAUGUAUAUUCUCUACCAACAGAAUUUAUAUUUGGAAAUAUUAGGGAAAUAAUAAUGAAUCCAAAAGUGAUGGGCAUCAUAUUUCGUAAUUUUUAUGAAAAAUACAAACAACAUAAAAUGGUUGGUUUCUACUGUUUUUAUAAGCCAAUGCUUUUUGUGAGAGAUCCAGAAAUUAUAAAAAGAAUUUUAGCAACAGAUUUUAACUGCUUUAGUAAUAAUGGUUUUACAGUGGACAAGAAUAUCGACCCUUUUAUCGGGUAUAAUCCAUUCACAGCAAAGACCAUACCUUUGUGGAAAGAACUGAGAAGCAUUCAAGCUACAAACCUGACUGCAUUAAAAUUAAAGGAAGUGGUUCCUGGUAUAGUCAAAAUAGGAGAAUUCAUGAAUGAAUUCAUCAAAAAUAAGAAAAACCAACCCAUUUCUGUGUUCGACAUCACGACACGUGCAGCAAUUGACUCAGCUAUUCUUUUUGGUUUUGGAAUAGAACCAAAGUCAUUUACAGAUUCUGAAUUUAGUUUCAUGAAAUAUGGUACUGUUGAACACCUUUUUUCUACUAACUAUAUGAACACGAUUUCUAGCUUUUUUCUUCCUUCUUUAAGCAAAAUAUUUAAUAGCAGAAUUACUUCUAAGGCAGCAGAAGAUUUUUUCAUAUCUAUGACUAAAACAAAUAUUGAACAUCGAAAGACUACUAAAAUUACACGAGGUGAUCUAUUUGAUACAAUAUUGAAGCUAAAUAAAAAGAAGUUGGAGCAAGGCGAUAAAGCUUACUCAAACUUGGAAAUGUCAGCUCAUUGUGCAACAUUUUAUCUUGAUGCCACAGUUACAUCUGCAACGGUAAGCACAUUUUUAUUGUUGGAGUUAGCGACCCACCAAGAUAUUCAAGAAAAACUUAGAAGAGAAAUCUUCUUGGUUGGAAAGAAACCAGAAGAUUUUGACUUUGAUAAAAUAAAUGGAAUCCCUUAUUUACAAAUGGUGUUUGAUGAAUCGAUCAGAAUCCACUCCCCAGUAACAGUGUUGACUCGCUCCUGUACUAAGGAUACAGUGAUAGAAGAUGUGAAAAUUUCCAAAGGAACUAAAGUAUUUAUUUCCUCUUUAGCCCUUCAUUACGAUCCAGAAUAUUAUCCUGAACCAGAAAAAUUUGACCCAGAAAGAUUCUCUGAAAAUAAUAAGGAGUCAAUGACAAAAUACACAUUCCUACCUUUUGGUGAAGGGCCGCGAAUCUGUGUUGGUCUGAAAUAUGGUAACCUAUUUGUAAAAACUUUAAUUGCGUUUAUUCUCCUGAAGUACAGAAUAUUACCAACUUAUGAUCAAAAUAAAGUUCUACAUGAUUAUGAAAAUUUCCUGUUGGUUCCAAAAUCAGAUGCUACUAUCAAAUUUGAAGAAUUAUAAUCUUUAUUGAUUUUUUUUUUCAUAAUUUUCCAAUUAUUUAGUCCUUUCAUUAAAAUUGUUAAAAACUAA
Molecule: messenger RNA, 1698 nt
Organism: Nezara viridula (southern green stink bug)
Lineage: Eukaryota; Metazoa; Arthropoda; Insecta; Hemiptera; Pentatomidae
Source: the annotation of a GenBank genome assembly